AUGGCUGUACCUCUACUUGUGCGAUUGCAGUCAUACAUGGACCCCCUCUUCCUUCUCAGCAUCUCCAUUGCCUACCUUCCCCUAACUUUAGUCUCUCAUCCGCUACUGCUCGUUACCUCUCCUUCAUCCUUCCGCUCGAAAUGGUUCGAAUCCUUCUGGCGGGUCAUUGGUCCCAAGAUGGCCGCCUCGGAAGUCCAAGUCGACCACAUCGAAGAACUUCUUUCCCGCGCAGCCGGGAAGGUCCUGGAACUGGGCCCAGGGGCCGGCGACCAAAUGUUCCACUAUAAGCCAGGCCAGAUCGAGGUGCUGUACUGUGCCGAACCAAACGUGUUCCUGCAUGGAUUACUCCUUCAAGCCGCGGAGAAGAAUGGCCUCGGUAAAAAGCUGGUCGCCCUCGAAGCGGGAGCUCAACCAGCCAGUCUCCUCCCUGCGCUCAAGCAGGCCGGGGUGAUCUCCAGCACGACGUCGAGUCUUCCCGAGGACGGCGUAUUCGACACCAUUGUCGCCGUCAAGAGUCUCUGCUCGGCACCGCAGAAACAACUGGCCGCCACGGUCGCUGUCGUCCAGGCCUUGCUCAAACCGGGCGGCGAGUUCCUGUUUUUUGAGCACGUGGAGAACAAUGCAGAUUCCAUCACCAAGUCUUACGUGUGGUUCAUAGAUUGGAUCUGGCCGGUGUUUAUGGGGGGAUGCCGUUUGACUGGGAAGCUUGAUCGGGUCGUCCUGGGGAUGGGCGGCUGGGACGAACGAAAAAUCACCACCACAGAUGAAUUCAAGGGUCACGAGGUAUGA
Fonsecaea multimorphosa CBS 102226 is the source of this 789-nucleotide messenger RNA. RefSeq lists its product as uncharacterized. The transcript has a single exon. Lineage: Eukaryota; Fungi; Ascomycota; Eurotiomycetes; Chaetothyriales; Herpotrichiellaceae. The coding region runs from base 1 to 789 and encodes 262 amino acids. The record is from RefSeq and is a predicted model, not a curated record.